Dufourea novaeangliae is the source of this 2010-nucleotide messenger RNA. RefSeq names its product arylphorin subunit alpha (gene Hex70a). Lineage: Eukaryota; Metazoa; Arthropoda; Insecta; Hymenoptera; Halictidae. The transcript has 6 exons. The coding region runs from base 1 to 1953 and encodes 650 amino acids. The record is from RefSeq and is a predicted model, not a curated record.
AUGUUACGGGUGUGUCUACUGGGCCUGUUGGCCGUCUCCUUCGUAGGGGCACAAUAUUACAACACGAAAACCGCGGACGGUGAAUUUUUGCUGAAACAAAAGAAAGUCUACAAUCUCCUCUACCACAUCUCUCAGCCCGAUGUGGUGAACGUUCAAUUAUACAACGAGGGUCGUGCCUGGGACAUCGAGGCAAACAUCAAUUACUACAGUAAACCGGAAGUAGUGAGGAAUUUCCUGUCCCUCUACAGAAAUGGAUUACUUGGACGGAAGCAGCUGUUCUCGGUCUACUACCCGAAACUGCUCAACGAAAUGGACGCUCUGUUCAAGCUGUUCUAUUACGCGAACGAUUUCGACACAUUCUACAAGACAGCCCUUUGGGCGAGGAUCUACAUAAACGAGGGACAAUUCGCCUGCGCCCUUUACAACGCGGUGAUCAGGAGGCCCGACACAAUGUACAUUCAGCUGCCCCCGUUGUACGAACUGUACCCGUACAGUUUCUUCAACAUGGAAGUACUCCAGAAGGCCCACCAUGCCAAGAUUUUCGGAAAAUUAGACACAGACAAGUCCAGUGGAUACGAGACCUACGUAAUCCCGGCCAACUAUUCCGGCUGGUACAUGAACCGCGAGUACGAUCUGGAGAACAAGCUGAACUACUUCGUCGAGGACGUCGGUCUGAGCUCCUACUACUUCCUGUUCCGCCAACAGUACCCGUUCUGGCUGGAGAGCAAGGAAUUCAGCUUCCCCGAAUACCGUGGCCAGGAAUACCUGUACGGACAUCAGCAACUGUUGAACAGAUACAACCUGGAGAGACUUUCAAACGAUCUACCAGUGAUUGCGGACUUCGACUGGAGCAGACCGUUCUACGCCGGUUACUACCCGACAAUGUCCUUCCACAAUGGACUGCCGAUGCCUCAGAGACAGCACUGGAGCAAUUUCCCUGUUUUCAAAUUUGACGAAAUCAACGACAUCAGAAACAUCGAGUCGAGAAUAACUGCCGCUAUUGAUUCCGGCUACAUAAUCAACAACGAGGGAAAAUGGAUCAACAUUUACACGCCAGAGGGUCUGAACAUUCUUGGUAACCUGAUCGAGGGUAACGCGGACUCUUCCAACAUCGACUUCUACGGAAACGUCGAUGUCCUCAGCAGAAAGAUCUUGGGCUUCAACUUAGAGCCAACAAGCAGCUACCAAAUCGUGCCCAGCGCAUUGGAAACAUUCGCCACGUCUAUGAGGGACCCUGCCUUCUACAGACUUUACAAGAGGAUAAUCUCCUAUUAUUACAGAUACAAGCAACACCAGAAACCCUACAGCAUAGACCAAAUCGUCUUCCCGAACCUGAAGAUUCAAUCGUUCGUCGUCGACAAACUCAUCACGUACUUCGAUCAAUUCGAUUCAUCGAUCAGCAACGGUCUGUUAGUCGAAAAUGAAAAGGAAGCAGACUCAAUCCUGGUUAAACUCAGGCAAUACCGUCUGAACCACAAACCAUUCAGCUUCCACAUCGCAGUGAACGCUGACAAACCAAUGAAGGUGGCCGCUAGGAUCUUCCUUGGCCCGAAAUACGACUCUCGUCAUAAACUGAUCGAGCUCCCGGAGAACUUCAGAUACUUCUACGAAAUCGACAACUGGAUCCUCGAACUGAACGCUGGCUUGAACAAGAUCACGCGCAACAGCAAGGACCUGUUCUUCCUGAGCUCAGACCCAGAGCCCAGCGAAGUGUUCUACAAGAAACUCCUCAAGUCCAUCGACGGUUCAGAGUCACUAGUGUACAACGAAAGGAUCGCAGGAUUCCCCGAGAGGCUGUUGUUGCCCAAGGGAGACUACAAAUUCGACAACAACUCGUUCGGUUUCCCCCUGGACAGACCAAUCCUAAACUACAAUUACGACGGGCCUAACAUGGUCUUCAAGGACAUUCUUAUCUACCACAAGGACGACAUGGACAUGGACAUCAGUUACUAAUCGGUCACUUUCUGUCCGUCUUACUUUUAUUUUUUGGAAUAACUAGACUUUUUUUUA